Messenger RNA from Topomyia yanbarensis, 2545 nucleotides. RefSeq lists its product as uncharacterized. Bases 357 to 1307 code for a protein of 316 amino acids. Gene Ontology annotation, molecular function: protein binding. The transcript is spliced from 6 exons. The record is from RefSeq and is a predicted model, not a curated record. NCBI's taxonomy places the organism in Eukaryota, Metazoa, Arthropoda, Insecta, Diptera, Culicidae.
GUAUUUUCUCGUAUCGGCAAACAGAAACGUCCCGUCGCCUCCUUCGCACGCAGUACUGUCGCGAUUUUAGCUGCUGGUUUGCUUAGUUUUCUCCUCCACCAUAAAUCGCAUAUCAUACCGCAUACAAAUUGACCAUUGACGAGUGAUUUAGUGACCGUGGUGAAUUUACAGAUAGUUGUGAUUUGAAAAAAAACCAUAAAUCUUCGCUAAGCAAGCAGCUUUCUUUUUCGUAAACGCUUUCGCCCAAGGCUUCGCUUUUGCACCUGCAGCACAUAACUCCUGGUCGGUUGAAAGUUUCGGCCAAAAAUCACCAACGCUAGGGGGUGAAGAUAAUUAGAAGAAAAACUUAAUUUACAAUGUCAAGGCUCAUCGUGAAUACGGCUUAUCUGGACGAAGCGAACGGCAACACGCUACUGAGCAAUCCGGUAAUUACACCGACGGUAGAUCACACCGUUGCCGGACCCACGGAAACCCUAAUCAUUCAAUCGCCAUCGAACGAUGACCUCAGCCAGAGCCUUUCCGAGUACACGGAUGCCGACGAGAGCAUUUCAGCACCAACCGAGCUGUUGGCGGAGUUUCUGUCGGCGGUGAUGUUGCGUGAUUACGUGAAUGCCCUGAAAUAUUGCAAAUUAAUUCUGCAGUAUGAGCCCAAUAACAGCACGGCCAGAGAUUUCUAUCCACAUAUCCUGUCGAAGCUCGCCUCGGAAGCCGGAACCGAGCAACAGUCGGGGGAGAGUGACGAAAAUUACAACUUCAACUGUAGCACCUCGUCGUCCAACUCGGAAGGGGACAUCGACAUCGACGAGGUAGUGAUGAUCUGUAGCAGUGACAGUGAACAAUCCUCCAACUGUAGCUCCUUUCUGGACUAUUCUAACGAGAGCAGUAGUGCCAGCGAUGAGGAACUGAUGAACGAGAAGGUCCUAAAUCAGAUGAACUGCAACAGUACUACCGACCAGUCCGAUCAGCUGCCGCCGUCGCAAUCAGCAACCGAUAACAACACUUCGCACUCGUAUUCGAGUUUACUGUUGGAGGAGGAGGAAAAGGAUCUUUCGCUCUCCGAUGUCUCCAAUUUAAACAUUGAGGAGGACGAGAAUGGUGAUGAUUCAGGAGAUGGUCCACAAAAUGCUCACCCAGCCUCGACAUUUGCAACCCAAUCAUCAGCUCAAACAGUAAAAGCUCAACCCCAGCCCCAAUCCCAGCAGCAUGCUCAGAAGCAACCGCAGACGACCAGUACGCCGCUUGCUUCCAAGCUGGUGGCCAUGUUGCGGGCCCGAGUUAUACCCUCGAAAUCCACUAACAACGACUAGACAACCUCGGGCUAACCUCCCGAUGGAUGUUUUGUCGUUUUUUCGCAGUAGACAUUCGCGUAUACAAAUGCCACGCGGUACCUGUAGGCCUUACUGAGAAACAGUUAUUUAUCGUCCUUUUACUUCUAAACUCUGAUAUCAUAUAGUCAUAUAGAUGAUUGGUUAUUGCCGAAAAGUCCUAUGCUAUAAUGACCUAAAGGAUAUGCUUUUCUGUAUCAGUUCGAAGAGAUGGCCUGUGUUAAGCCAAAGAGGACCAAGCGCCAUUUUGAGGUACUUUAUCUAAAAUCGCUCCAUCAUCCAAUGUAACACCAGGAACUCUAAUAUCUAUUAUGUUUUGGGAACCCAAAUAGCAAACGAAACCAAGCAAGUGUUCUCUAACUUUCUAUGUAAAUGAUAAGUUAUCGAAAAAUUAAUUUUGGUACGAAAAAUACACGAAAAAAAUUAUGGCGCUUAGCUCGGUUUGGCUUAACGCAGGCCAGAUAAUCAACGAGAGACCAACUUCUUACGCCGAUUGUAGAACCAUUUUUAGGUGCGUUUACAGGAAUUAUCCCUACUCAGAAUGAAUACUGAGUGAGAUGAUAGAAACAUGACUGACUUAACCCCGUUUGCUGUUUGCAAUUGGGAGGAAAACCCUAGAAACCGUAUGAUACACGAACCCUGAUUCUAAUUGUCAUUGUACAGAUCCCGCCGGGAAAUCUGCGGCUCAGCGAAAAAGCUAUUAACCGCGUAGAUUAGGACCAGUGUAUAAUGAAACCAUUCAAAAAAAAAUUUGCACUAUGUUUUGUCGGUAGUGACUGUUAGAAAGUAAGAUCGAUCACUUUGAUUUUUGAUCGCACAUAUCUAGAGUAACUGAUUCCUUGAGUGAGUUUACGCUGUUGGGAGAAUACCAUCCUACAUACACACCAACACACAUACAAACACACACAUUUUAAAAACCCAACAUUUCGGACACUAACGAAAGCAGGAUAACUUAAUUGGUUCUGAUUCUUUUCUUCUCUUUAUCAUUCCUUUGGAUUCCCAGAUAAGGUCCAGUGUUAGAUAAAUUCAAGCAGAAUUGUUCCAACGUCUAAAAUGUACAAACCGUUGGCAAACAAAAUAAUAAAAUAGCAUAGGAGCGGUUGUUUGCUUAUUUGGAUACAAAGAUAAAGCAUUAACGAUAACGACCUAACAACAAGUUCCACGUUGUAAACUGUAUGUGUGUAAAAUCAAAGUGUGCAAUAAAGCAGUUGAUAACAGCA